GUGCUCGACUGACGCAGAUCGCUUCUCCGGCCUGUUCACAAGGAGUCUUCAAGGAUUUGCCUGAAAAAAUGGCGAAUAGCGCGAAUAACGUCCCACGCGAGCCGGAGCAGCUUCGCAAGCUGUUCAUUGGAGGUUUGAGCUUCGAGACCACAGAUGAAAGUCUGCGUGCUCAUUUUGAGCAAUGGGGUAGCCUUACAGACUGUGUGGUCAUGAGGGAUCCCACCAGUAAGAGGUCCAGGGGCUUUGGCUUUGUAACCUACUCAUCAGUGGAUGAAGUUGAUGCUGCCAUGUCUGCCCGCCCUCACAAGGUUGAUGGGAGAGUUGUUGAACCUAAAAGAGCCGUUUCCAGGGAGGAUUCAAACCGACCAGGUGCCCAUGUAACAGUGAAAAAGAUCUUUGUUGGGGGCAUCAAGGAAGAUACAGAGGAGUCACACCUGCGAGAUUAUUUCUCGCAGUUUGGAAAGCUCGAAGUCAUUGAUAUCAUGACUGACCGUAAUACGGGGAAGAAGAGGGGCUUUGCCUUUGUGACAUUUGAUGAUCACGAUUCAGUCGACAGGAUUGUCAUCCAGAAAUAUCACACAAUCAACUGCCAUAACUGUGAAGUGAGGAAGGCCCUCACCAGACAGGAGAUGCAGACUGCAGGCAUGGGAAUGAGAGCAGGCGGACGCAGUGGUGGAAGACCCUAUGACUACGAUAGAGGCUUCAAUCAAGGUGGCAGGGGCAGAUUUGAUGAUGGUCCCUUCAACUGCAACGGAGGUGGCGGUGGUGGCGGCUAUGGAGGUGGUCCCGGCGGUCCUGGUGGAUAUAAUAAUGGCGGCAGCAACCGAGGGUAUAACCAAUGUUACAACCAGGGUGGUGGAGGAGGCGGGGGCUAUGGUGGAAACGGUUAUGACAGCAACGGUUAUAGUAAUUGUGGUGGUGGCGGCGGCGGCAGUGGCAAUAACUACAACAUGGGCCAGUACGACCCCCACAACUCCAACUUUGGCCCAAUGAAGAACAACUUCAGUGGUGGUGGUGGUGGCGGCAGUGGUGGCAGGAGCUAUGGUGGCUACGGCGGUGGCUCCAACAGCGGUGGAGGAUAUGGUGGCCGUAUGGGACGAUUUUGAAAUGUGAACUGGACUGAGUACUUAGGAGAGGAGAGCAAGGAGAGGAGAGCAAGCGAAGUGACAGGGCAGCUGCAGGUUUACCUCCUAAAUCUGCUCAGCCAAACAGUUGUGGCAGGUUACAGCUGCUGCAAGAAGAGAUGUACAGUAGAUAAAUCACAGAGGGUCUUCAUUUAAACGUUUUGUGUUUUUUUUUUUUGUUUUUUUCCCCAUCUAAAUGUGUUUCUGGAAAGCAAGCAUUCCAAUGAGGUUUUUAUGUAGAUUUUUUUUCUGGUUUUUAUUUGUAACUGCAUCCAAUCAAGCUGAAAUAAACCAUCUUUCAGUUUUUUAAAA
Messenger RNA from Plectropomus leopardus (leopard coralgrouper), 1436 nucleotides. It is a transcript of the gene hnrnpa1b, whose product is annotated as heterogeneous nuclear ribonucleoprotein A1b. Gene Ontology annotation, biological process: mRNA splicing, via spliceosome. Gene Ontology annotation, cellular component: catalytic step 2 spliceosome. Gene Ontology annotation, molecular function: mRNA 3'-UTR binding. The record is from RefSeq and is a predicted model, not a curated record. Lineage: Eukaryota; Metazoa; Chordata; Actinopteri; Perciformes; Serranidae.